AUGGGUAGGUCUGGUUUCAGAUUUGGUUUCGACUUGAGCUUUGUUUGGAAUUUCAGCCAUGGAUACAACAACAGAAGAGAAGGGCAGAGUUUGAAUAAGGAAGAAAACCCUUUCCCGCCAAGGGAAAGCAGGGUUUACAAAGGUCACAAGCCAAACCUAGCUCUGAUACCAUCUAGAAUGAGAGAGCCUCUUGUGGAAAUAAUUCUCAUUGAUCAUAACAUAGGCCAUAGAAGUUUAAGACAUUCUAUGGGUAGUCUGAGUUUCUAUUGGGCACAAAGGUUUCAUAGGUCCAGGGUCAAAGCUACAGCAGAAAAUGUUGAUGAGGCUGUUCGAGAACUUCCUGAUGCCAACCUGACACCAGAAGACUUGUGGGCUUUGCACUCUCAAGCUGUAUUCCCAAGGCCUCACAAACGAGACAGUACUUCUUGGGCAGCAAUAAGAAAGAUCACUGAAGCCGGAGAAAAAAUUGGACUCAAUCACUUUAAACCGGUACGACCUUUGGGCUGUGGAGACACUGGCAGUGUUCAUUUGGUGGAAUUAAAAGGUACUGGUCUGUUGUUUGCUAUGAAGGCAAUGGAUAAAUCUAUCAUGCUCAAUCGUAACAAGGUUCAUCGAGCAUGCAUUGAAAGAGAAAUUAUCUCGCUUCUAGAUCAUCCAUUUCUUCCCACACUCUACACCUCGUUUCAGACGCCUACACAUGUUUGCUUGAUAACAGAUUUUUGUCCUGGAGGAGAGUUAUUCGCAGUGCUUGACAAACAGCCCUUGAAGUUAUUUAAAGAGGAAUCAGCAAGGUUUUAUGCAGCAGAGGUUGUCAUUGGCUUGGAAUAUCUUCAUUGCUUAGGAAUAAUAUAUCGGGACCUGAAACCCGAAAAUAUUCUACUUCAAAAGGAUGGGCACGUCGUAUUAACUGACUUCGAUCUAUCAUUUAAGACAGCUUGUAAUCCCCAAAUUUUGAGGCAUCCUCCGCCAAAGAGUAGAAGAUCAAGGAGUCAUCCACUUCCAGUAUUCGUUGCAGAACCAAAUACUCAAUCAAAUUCAUUUGUUGGAACUGAAGAAUACAUUGCACCGGAAAUCAUAACUGGUGAGGGCCACAGUAGUGCUAUUGAUUGGUGGUCUCUUGGAAUUUUGUUGUAUGAAAUGCUUUAUGGCCGGACACCAUUCAGGGGAAAGAAUAGGCAGAAGACAUUUACCAACAUCUUGCACAAAGACCUCACCUUCCCAAGCAGCAUUCCGGUAACGCUUGCAGCGAGGCAGUUCAUAAAUGCAUUGUUAAAUCGAGAUCCUGCUAGUCGUUUAGGAUCUAAUGGAGGUGCCAAUGAGAUCAAGCAGCACGCUUUCUUUCGUGGAAUUAAUUGGCCCCUCAUUCGUUGCAUGACUCCACCACCAUUAGAUGUGCCUCUUCAAUUGAUUGGAAAAGAAGGCGGUGCAAAAGAUGUUGACUGGGACGAGGAAGGGGUGCUUAAGACAUUUGCCAACAUCUUGCACAAAGACCUCACCUUCCCAAGCAGCAUUCCGGUAACGCUUGCAGCGAGGCAGUUGAUAAAUGCAUUGUUAAAUCGAGAUCCUGGUAGUCGUUUAGGAUCUAAUGGAGGUGCCAAUGAGAUCAAGCAGCACCCUUUCUUUCGUGGAAUUAAUUGGCCCCUCAUUCGUUGCAUGACUCCACCACCAUUAGAUGUGCCUCUUCAAUUGAUUGGAAAAGAAGGCCAUGCAAAAGAUGUCGACUGGGACGAGGAAGGGGUGCUAGUACAUCCCAUGGAAUUAUGCUAA
Messenger RNA from Fraxinus pennsylvanica, 1767 nucleotides. NCBI's taxonomy places the organism in Eukaryota, Viridiplantae, Streptophyta, Magnoliopsida, Lamiales, Oleaceae. The record is from the annotation of a GenBank genome assembly.